Messenger RNA from Mycena indigotica, 3045 nucleotides. RefSeq names its product Zn(2)-C6 fungal-type domain-containing protein. The transcript is spliced from 8 exons. Gene Ontology annotation, cellular component: nucleus. The record is from RefSeq and is a predicted model, not a curated record. Gene Ontology annotation, biological process: regulation of DNA-templated transcription. Gene Ontology annotation, molecular function: DNA-binding transcription factor activity, RNA polymerase II-specific; zinc ion binding. Bases 1 to 3045 code for a protein of 1014 amino acids. Lineage: Eukaryota; Fungi; Basidiomycota; Agaricomycetes; Agaricales; Mycenaceae.
AUGCUCACGGCCGCUUUUGCCCCCGCAGACGUGCCUGGCCCCGCAAGCUACAGCGUAUACGGCUCCGAGCAUUACGCGGCUAGUGCGAAUUCGAAUCAGCACAUGGGCUAUGGCUUCGCUCAUACGCUUGGCGGCCACGGACACGGGUUUGCAGAGAACCACCACCACCACAACACCCACCACGACCUCCCGCGUCUACACAUCCCCUCUGCCGGUGGCUACGCCACACCGACUCACGGGCACACGCCCACACACACCCACGAGCAGGCCCAGACCCAGCCUGGCCUUUCCCUUUCACACUCUCUUGCAAGACCCCCCGCUUUCCUCCCGUCGCAACACCACCAGCUCCCCCUGCCCUCUUACGCAUACGCAGCCCCAGCAUCGUCGCUGGCCAUCGCAGCGUCGAGCAGGGCCCGUGCCCGUCUGACGCCAUCGCCGCUUUCCGCCGCGCCGGGGCCCGUCACUGUGCCUAGCAACGACCACGCCACCGCCAACUAUCAGAUCCCGAUGCAGAUGACGUUGGGCCCCCCGGCUGCCUCGGGCGGCGGUCAUCCGCCCACGCAUAAACGGAAAGAGCGAGAUCAAGACACCGACGAGGAUGAAGAGGAGAAAGAUGCAGAAGGCGAGCCGGACAGCGAGAGUGGGAGCAGCGACGAGGAGCCACGCGCGAAACGACGGAAGGGGGCGGAGAAAGGGAAGGAUAAGAAGACUAACAAGGGCGGGAGUGCCCGAAGGACGAAUGCGAGCGCUGUUAUUGCCUGCCAGCAGUGCCGUUCACGCAAGAUUCGCUGCGACUCCACGCGCCCACACUGCGCCAACUGUAGUCGGCGGGGGGAAGCGGCAAAUUGUGCUUAUGACGCCGCCCCAAAGCGCCGCGGCCCAGACAAAAAACCGGGAACACGGCAGCGUCGGUGUAAGAAGAAGAUCGAGGAGGACCGCCGCGCAGCGGGUAGUGAGGAGCGGGGAAGUGCAAGUACGGGCAAGAGACUGAAAAUCGUGACGGAUGUGGGCAGGGUGGCUCACGCCGAAUCACCGAUAUCGGCUAGUAUGGUGCCCUCACAGCGACAUCCUACACCAACGUCCACCACCGCCCUGCCUGCCUUCGCAUUGCCGCUGCCGGAGGCCGGCCCGGAGGCUCAUCCGAAAUUUCCGGUUCCAUCGGCUCUCAUACAAGCCGCGCAGGCCGCUUGGUGGGAGCGUUUCCUACGAACAUACACCCUGCGCGAGAUUGCAACGGACCUCGACGCGCUCUACACCGAGCCGGGGCCGCUCCUCUCCCUCUCCUUCGCCAAUCCACGCUUUCUGCUCGAGACCCUGUGGUCACCAUCGAGAAGGUUAAGUCUGCAGCCCGCCUUUGUGCUUGCGAGUAUGGCGGUAGCAGUGCUACUUCGCUCCCAUGACGGGCCGGGCGGCGCGGGAAAAGCCGGAAGGGAGCGGGCGCGGCAAUUGAGGGAGGCAGCGGGGGAAGCGUUAGAGGCUGCAUGGGGCGAUGGCAGUGGGGAUGGCGAGAGGUGGGUGGAUGCGAGUUUGGCCGAGGCCGCAUUGCUCUUGGCACACUACGAAGCUUCCGCGCAUGCCGACUACCACCCUGAUCGCGUGCUGCAAGCACUCUCCUUGCUGGACCAGAUUUUACAUGCGCUGCAGCUCCCCGCGCUUGACGCUGGCCGGCCGGACGUGUGCCGCUUUGCACAAGCGACGCCCCCGAUCGUUCUUCCGCCUCCGCCUGCGUAUCAGGCAUACUCUUCCUCGUCUUCGAUGUAUCCCACCUCCCCGCCAUCAGAUCCAACAUGCACGUGCCUCCCGCCGGGGACACCCGCUCCGGCCACAGCUGGGGCUCAGGCCCGCGCACUCCCAUGGGACCCGGCUUGCGGUGCACGUGCCUUGCGCGAUGAGGAGUGCCGCCGCGUGGUGUGGGGCGCUCUCUCGCUCGCUACCAGCAUCAGGACGGAACGUCUUGCGCUCGGUCGCGGGGACCCGGGUGCCGGGCUCCGGAUAUGUGAACCUGCUAAUUACCUCGUCCUUUUCCCGAAUGAGCUUUACGCAGACCGGGCCGUCGCCGGCGUCAAGGCCGACUUCGCCGCGCGCAAAGGCUCGGUGUGGGCGUUGUACUGCCGCUCACUGUUAUUGGCCAACUUCUGCGGUAACGCCGUCGAGCGCGAGCGACAGCGGGCAUCUGCCGUUGUCCCCAGCCACUCCCCGUACGACUACGCUCCCCGGGCAGAGCAUGAUGCGAAGGAGACCCUGAGUGAGGCCUUGACUGAGGCAUGGAACGAGGCGCAAGCGAUAGCAGACGCAUUGGACGCGCAUGUCUGUGGAACUUAUGCGGCCGUCUCGUACUUGUGUCGCGAGAACAUUGCCAACACACGCAUGAUCAUUGCGCGAGGCCUGCGCGCCGUCCAAGGGCUAGACAGUGUCGCUCGCCCGCGGCCACUAUUCACGCGGCGUCAGACGCGCGAAUGGGUUGAACACCAAGCAACUGUGAUCGCUGACAUCACGCGGUCUUUGUCGCCACCUCCCCCUCACUCACACUCACACUCGCCUGAGCUGGCCCACGCGUUGCACUACCCCGUGGUUCCCAGUAACGUGACGGGCGGCACUCCGCCAGACGCGCGGGCUGCGCAACUGUUACACCGCCCAUUCGCGAUGCCGUGGUUCUACCACCAACUCGCGCUGUGUCUCCUCCUCUGGGACUCUGCAGAUUCGGGAGACGCAUCUGUAGAGGUGCUUGAGCUGGGAAAGGGGAUUCUCCAAGCGCUGGAGCGGAUGCAGGCAGUUUGGCCGUGCGAUUACAUCUCGCGCCAGACCGCGGACCUCCGCGUCAGGCUCACCCACGCGUGUCUCUCUGCAUCCCUAUCCCCUCCUAUUGCUGCCCCGCCAUUCUCCUCAGCGUCGUCUUCACCCGUAUCGCUCACCCGCAGCAGCCCUGCUGUCCCCGCGCAGGUCCCGAUGCCGCUGACGGUGCGCCUCUCGCCUGCACAUCAGCCAAUGGCCAGCUCACUCCCGGUCGGCGUGCCUAUUUCGACCACGCGGCGCGGCGCCUUGUGA